AUGUACCCAAGACAAUACUUGUCGCGUCAGGCGUCGCGACUGGUGGCAACGACGCGCUCAGCUCAGCUUCCCCUCUGGUCACUCGAUCGCGAGAGCUCUCAUGUGCGGCGGAAGGUGCCGCUGCAUACGUCACUUGUGAUGGUGGGUGGGGAAAUGCUGCUGCUCUGGGCCCGGUCUGGUGUGUGGACAAGGGAGGCUGCAGUUGCAGGAUGCAAUGCGAAAGGCAGUGCUAGACAAGGGAAAACAUAUUGCGAGAAGGAAAAGAAGCGCCGCGCCGCUCUCGAACAAGCGUGCAAGGGCAGCAAGGAGACGUGGGAAUGCGUCCCCGCUGCUCUCGAGACGCCGCCGGACAAGCGUCAAGCCACAUCUCUGAGUAGCCAAUCUGCAGGUGACAUCACUUGA
Diaporthe amygdali is the source of this 402-nucleotide messenger RNA. RefSeq lists its product as uncharacterized. Lineage: Eukaryota; Fungi; Ascomycota; Sordariomycetes; Diaporthales; Diaporthaceae. The coding region runs from base 1 to 402 and encodes 133 amino acids. The record is from RefSeq and is a predicted model, not a curated record. The transcript is spliced from 2 exons.